CUUCUCCGGGUUCGGACGUGUUUUAAAGGUUUUAUUGCAUGAAGUGGUAGUGUGACAAGUGGACGGUUCAAGCUGAAAAGGUGCAAUUAGGUAUACAGAUGGUUGAUCGAGUGAUCUGCGUGUGUUUGUUGCAACCGCACGGCGGUGGUUGCAGUUGUUGAGUUGGGCGGCGCGUUGAAGUUGAAAAAGUGCAGUUCACUUUCACCUGUGCAAUUUUGGCACUCCUGUAAAUUCCCUGUGUGUUGUAAAAUCGAAUCGGCAUAGUUUUGUGAAUCCAUGAUAGACUUCUGUGUUGCUGUCUUAAAAUAGGUAUAUUUUGCGUGUUUCGCACUCAUUUCAGCGCAGAGUUCAAUGCUCUUGAAAUAUAUAUUGUUUAUGAUUUCGUCAAUUUUUGGGGGUCUGUAGUGUGCCAAUGUGCCGUAAAGUGAAGCUAUAUUUAUAAAAUAAGCAGACAGAUAUCUGCGUGUAGUAAAAAGCGAUUGCGUUGUUCUCCGUUUUUUUUCUUCAUCUGCAGCAGUGUGAGUUCGCGUGGACAUUUCGUCGCGCUCGCGAUCGCGCGGCAUAGGGCAGCCUUGAGAAUGCUGAAAAGUGGAAUGGAUUUUCAAUCCGCGACUGGAUAAUUUCGGGGAUUUUGUAUUUCUGCUGCAGUGGUUUGUUGUGUGGAGAGCGUUUGUGUGGAAAAAAAGAUGCCGUGACAUGACCCGAAAACAUGUGUCACAAAUGAACAUUUAAGUUCAGUCUCUGAAGAGGAAUCCAGCGCUGUUAGACGUCUACGCUGUUGUCUAACGCAAAAUUAAUUUGAAGCCAGUUCUGUACUCAUUAAGCUCUGGUCGGGGUUAAGCUGCUUAGGAAAACCAAUAGCAACAGGCGAACAACACUGCACUCCCGAAUAUAAGCACCAGAAUAUUCGGUUUCAAAGCAUUCUGGAGCAUCGGGCACGGUUCCAAGGAAACCGGUUGUCUGCAGAGUGGUGUGUGUUAUCAGUGAUUUGGGGAAGUACAUAACGUCGCGCAAAUGAAAAAUGAUCAAUGAAAACCAUAGCUGCAGCAGGUGUAACCUCGUCGGAAUCAGUUUGGGCCGCAUGUUAACGCUGUCACACCACUAAGCGCGGUGAUAAUAACACAGCGGAUGUACUUCCCAUAGGUGUGAAUGCUGAUAGAAUAAUCGAGCAGGAAGUGAAUAGGGCUGUGGAAUGAAAUAUGCGAAAAAUGUGUGGUUGCUUGAAAAUGUUAAACCGAGUGCAUAGUUCUGGCAGCAGUGAAUACAUUCGUCGUGAAAUUCGCAAAGUGUUACUUUGGAAGGCUAACCUUCACCGCGGGUGGUUGUGUGAUAAAACGUAAUAGCGAAGUAGCAUGAAGUGCGAAAGAAACGUGUUCGAUGCCGUUGAAGAAGCCGAUGAUGAAGUGUCCGAGUGUCCGAGAAAAUACCACCGAGUGCAGCAGACCGGCAACGGUUGGCACGGUCACGCCAAUAGCCAUAAGUGUAAACUAUAUUAUGCGCCCAGUUGUCGAUGUCGAUUGAUGUUUGUUGCCGUUGUUGUGAUCAUUCUAACCAGUUUUACCGUGAUGAUUGGCGGCGAUGUGUUCACCAUUGGAUAUCUUACUGGAUCCCAGCGAAGACCCGGGGAUCGGGAGUACGCGAGGCCAGGUCUGCAGAUUUCCGGUGCCAUCACAAUGGCGUUUGAGGAAGUGAAUGAGCUGUACUUAAGUAAGCACGGUCACCAGUUGCAGUUUGAGGUGGCGGAGACGUAUGGCGAAGAGGUUACUAGUAUAAGGAGAACCGCAGAUCUCUGGACAAAAGAUGUGAUAGGCUAUAUAGGGCCCCAGGAAACCUGUGUUCACGAGGGCAGGAUGGCUGCUGCCUUCAACUUACCAAUGAUUUCCUAUUUUUGUACGCACAACGAAACUUCAAAUAAGAAGCACUUUCCCACAUUCGCCAGAACUAGACCCCCUGAUUUGCAAAUAUGCAAAUCGGUCGUUUCACUGUUGCUGGCAUACAAUUGGACUCAGGUAACUUUUUUCUAUCGUGCUUCGGACGACGAGGAGUACGAUGCGGUUGCCGAAACCUUAAAAAUAACCCUGAAAUCCAAUGGCGUCCGUAUCAGAUCGACUCGCACCUGGAGUACAAUCUACCACCAUGGUUAUUCGCCUAAUCCUUUCGAUCGUCUAGUGGAAGAAACCUUCGUUGACACCAGGAUUUAUCUGGUGUUGGGUCACCACGACGAGCAUAUCGGUCUGCUGGUGAGUUUGAAGCGGAAAGAGUUGCUUGCCGGUGGCGAAUACUUUGUGGUGGGAGUCGAUCUCGAGCAAUAUGAUGCUGCACUGCCAAAUAAAUACCUGCACGGGCUGCUGCAGACUGAACCCGAUAAGGACGCUGUGCAGGCGUUACAACACUACCUCGGAGUCGUUCCGUCGGCUCCCGUCAAGUUUGAGGAGUUCGCUGCUAAGGUCAACAAAUACUUGGAGCUACCACCGUUCAACUAUCGCAAUCCGCUUGUGUACUUCGGAGGUGUUAAGCAGAUCCGCGCAGAGGCAGCGUAUCUCUACGAUGCGGUCCAUUUGUAUGCUAAUGCACUGUUGCGAGUGCUGCUGGAAGGUGGCAACCCAAAAAAUGGCACCGCCAUAAUUGAAGCAACCAAAGGUCGAGCUUACAUGAGUGCGAUGGGCUACCUAACACAUAUCGACGAGAACGGUGAUGCCGCGGGAAAUUACACAAUCCUGGCCAGAAAACCCUUCGCUUCGGCUUCCUCGGGGAGAGAAUUCGGACUGUUUCCAAUCGGACGUUUCAGUGCACCCAACACUGAGCAUGUUCCGUUUGAGGUACAGGACAUUAAGCUAUUCGAUGCCAUUGACUGGGCUGGAUCAGGACCACCCAUCGCAGAGCCACCCUGUGGAUUCCGUGGCGAGAAGUGUAUCAGUUAUACAGGUGAAAUUUCGGCUGGAGUAGCCGGUGGUGCUUUGCUGCUGCUCGGGGUCGUGUCCCUCGUCCUGUACAGGAAUUGGCGCUACGAACAGGAGCUGGACAGUUUACUGUGGAAAGUAGACUUCAAGGAUAUUCAGAUGCACGAAAACGAAAAGGAGAGCACGGGUCAGAAACUGACAAGGGCAACUCAUCCCCUGAUCCGCACCAGCCAGGUCAGCUUAAGCUCCAACCCUGAUACCGACUUUCGCUAUUCGACUAUUUUCACCCCAAUCGGGCUGUACAAGGGACAACUGUACGCAAUAAAGAAGGUCCGCAAGAAGAGUAUCGAUAUCACGCGGGAGAUGAAAAAGGAGCUGAAACUGCUGCGCGAUAUGCGCCAUGACAAUCUGAACGCGUUCAUUGGCGCCUGCACUGAACCACCGAAUAUAUGCAUCAUAACGGAGUACUGCCCCAGGGGAAGUUUGAAGGAUGUACUGGAAAACGAGGAUUUCAAGCUGGACAAUAUGUUCACAGCAUCGCUGGUGGCGGAUAUUUUGCGUGGGAUGAUCUACCUGCACGAAUCGCCGCUGCGAUUCCAUGGAACACUGAGGACAUCCAACUGUCUGAUCGAUUCCCGAUGGGUGGUCAAACUGAGUGACUUUGGUUUGUAUGCGUUCAAACAGGGAACGGAUGAGAUUCAUGAAGAGAAGCAGAGCAACGCUGAGAAAUGUCAGAAACUACUGUAUCAGGCACCGGAACUACUGCGAGCUGGUGCCACGUGUUUCGUGUCCGGGACUCAGAAGGGAGACGUUUACUCGUUCGGGAUAGUGUUGUAUGAAAUUUUCACCCGCAGAGGACCUUUCGGUGAAAUUGAAUGCUCUCCAGCGGAAUGCCUCAAACGGGUUAUGAACCCGCUGGAUCCGAAUACACUCUUCAGACCCGCAAUUCAACCAUUGGAGGCCUCUUUUGAUUGUAUUCGGGACUGUUUGAAAGAAUGCUGGUCUGAAAGGCCUGAAGAUCGACCGGAUUUCAAAACUAUUAGGAAUAAGCUACGAGCGCUGCGGAAGGGAAUGAAGCCAAACAUUUUCGACAAUAUGAUGGCGAUGAUGGAAAAGUAUGCGAAUAACCUUGAGCAGUUGGUAGAUGAGCGAACGGAUCAGCUUCAGGAAGAGAAGAAAAAGACGGAAGCUUUGCUGCUGGAAAUGCUUCCAAGGCCAGUUGCUGAACAGUUGAAACGAGGACAUAAAGUGGAGGCGGAAAGCUAUGAUCUAGUCACGAUUUACUUCAGCGAUAUUGUUGGGUUCACAUCAAUGUCCGCCGAAAGUACUCCCUUGCAAGUGGUCGAUUUCCUAAACGAUUUGUACACUUGUUUCGAUUCGAUUAUUGGGCAUUAUGAUGUCUACAAGGUGGAAACGAUUGGAGAUGCAUAUAUGGUGGUUUCGGGUCUUCCCAUUCGCAAUGGUUUGACGCAUGCCGCUGAGAUUGCUUCAAUGUCUCUGCAAUUGUUGGACGCUGUGUCGGAGUUCAAAAUUAGGCACAGGCCAAAUGAUCGACUUUAUCUAAGAAUCGGCAUCCACUCGGGUCCGGUAUGUGCCGGUGUGGUGGGACUAAAAAUGCCACGUUAUUGUCUGUUUGGAGACACAGUAAACACUGCCUCACGCAUGGAGUCUACUGGCUUACCACUUAAAAUUCACUGUAGUUUACAAACCAAAGAAAUUCUCGAUUCACUUGGUGGUUAUCAUUUCGACGAUCGUGGCAUGAUACCAAUGAAGGGAAAGGCCGACCAGCACACUUUUUGGCUCACCGGAGAGGAUCCGGAAGCGAGGGCUAAGCGGACGCAGGAACGAGCGGAGCGAAGGGGCUCACGGGCUUUGCGGCAAUACCUUGGGCUACUGAAGCAGCAGAACAGUAUUGUUGGUGUGCGAAGCUCACUUAAAAAUCGUGGUCUAAUGGGACGAAAUUCACUGCCCCGUUCGUCUAGUCUUGAAUCUCCUAAGAGGCUCAGAUUCGCUAGUGGUUCCAUGCUGGAGCAACAUCGUUACCACCGAUACAGCGAUGAUGCUCUGAUGGAGGUUAUUUCCGACAGCAGUAUGCGAAAAUCUGACAACAGUCUGGCUGACACGGAGGACAUCACCUCGUCCUGUCCGUGCAUUGAUAAUCUCGGUAUACACAGCGAACGGUUCCUAAUGCAAUCCUACCCAACGGUUACAACGCCACUACUCACGAAAACAAUCGUUACCUAAUUUUGAUGUGCUCAAUAGGCGGAACAAUCUACAUCCUCGUAUAAUGAGCUGUAUCUAGUCAUUAAAUGUUAAACAGUCAUUAGUUCAUAUUAAUGUUAACACACAAUAAUCAUACAGCACACGAAAUGUGAAAGUGAAACAUUUUCAUGAAGGAAUGGAAUCCAACCUUAAUUAUUUGAUAAGAAAAAUGGCUAUUAGUGGAAGGCUAGUGUUGAGUUAUGAAAAAGGACGAAUAAAACCAGAAGCUGUUCAACGAAUAACAAUAAACAACAACUGAAAAUCAAAAGCAUGACGUACUUCAAU
Molecule: messenger RNA, 5447 nt
Organism: Toxorhynchites rutilus septentrionalis
Lineage: Eukaryota; Metazoa; Arthropoda; Insecta; Diptera; Culicidae
Product: speract receptor
Exons: 17
Coding region: 1353-5144 (1263 amino acids)
Biological process (GO): intracellular signal transduction; cGMP biosynthetic process; protein phosphorylation
Molecular function (GO): peptide receptor activity; protein kinase activity; ATP binding
Source: RefSeq, a predicted model, not a curated record